Drosophila montana is the source of this 665-nucleotide messenger RNA. RefSeq lists its product as uncharacterized. The transcript has 2 exons. Lineage: Eukaryota; Metazoa; Arthropoda; Insecta; Diptera; Drosophilidae. The record is from RefSeq and is a predicted model, not a curated record. The coding region runs from base 100 to 411 and encodes 103 amino acids.
AAAUAAACAGAUUCUGGCUGCAAAUAACGUUAGUUCAAGUUUAGACACAGUGCAGUGCAGUGCGUAAAGCCGAUUAAAUAGAGAAAAUACUUUAACACUAUGAAAUUCACUUUAAUAUUGCUGAUUGCUGGCGCUGCCUGCAUCCUGGCCGCACCCGUUGCCGAGGAGCAGCAACAGCAGCAACAGGACUCGGAGUCUUCGGUCAAGGCCAAGCGUGGCCUGGCGCUGGGUCUGGGCUACCACGCCCCCAUUUUAACCCAUUCGCAUUACGUUGCCGCACCAACCUACGUUCAUCAUGCGCCAUUGAUUUCGCAUGCACCGCUCAUUUCCCACGCACCACUCAUUGCGCACCAUCCGGUGUCGUCGGUCUCCUAUCACCUGCCCACCUACCACUCCAUCCAUCAUUUCUGAGCUGUCGCUGGAGCAACCGGAGCACCAGCUGCUGGAGUCAACAACAAACAGUCAAGACGUGCAAAAGCGGCAAAAGCAAAACAACAACAACAACAUAAAAAAGAACAAAAACAAAACAAAAAAUUCUAGAAAAAAGAAGAAACCCAAAGGAAAACUUUUCCAUUCGUUUCGACCCGGUUACAACAUGAAUUCCUAGAAAAUUGUGUACUACUACCCCGCCCACCGCCCCCCGCCCCCCCUUCACAGCACCCACG